This is a messenger RNA of Naumovozyma castellii, 2109 nucleotides long. RefSeq names its product mRNA-binding ribosome synthesis protein NOC2 (gene NOC2). The record is from RefSeq and is a predicted model, not a curated record. The transcript has a single exon. Lineage: Eukaryota; Fungi; Ascomycota; Saccharomycetes; Saccharomycetales; Saccharomycetaceae. The coding region runs from base 1 to 2109 and encodes 702 amino acids.
AUGGGUAAAGUUUCUAAAGCCACCAAGAAGUUUCAAUCGAAACAUUUGAAACGUACCUUGGAUCAAAGGAAAGAGAACAAAGCUCAUAAAAAGAGAAUUCAAGGCCGUCGUGGUAAUAAGACCGAUGAAGAGAAAAGAGCUGCAGCAUUAACUAAGGAAGACCAAAAGUUGAAGAAGUCUGCUAAGGAAGAGGUGUUUAAGGACAUGUCUGUCGAGGAAUUCUUCGAUAAAGGAAUUGAAAUUCCUAAGGAAAACAAGAAAUUGAAGAAAGCUAAGAAAGAUAAGGAAAAUGAUGACGAUAAUUCUUCCUCUGAAGAAGAAGAUAUGGCCACCCAAAUGGCAGACUUAUCAAAGAAUGAUCCUGAAUUUUACAAAUAUUUGCAAGAAAAUGAUAAAGAUUUGUUGGACUUCAAAGGAACCAACCCAUUGGAUGAAGCGGACGAAGAUGAUGAUGAUGAUGUUGAAAAAUUAGAAAUAAACGAAGCUGAACCUGAAAUAGCAAAGAUUGAUUUGACUUUGAAAUUGGUAAAAAAAUGGAAGAAAGACUUACGCGAAACUCCAAACUUAAAACUAUUGAGAAAUGUGGUUAAUGCAUUCAAAGUGGCUGUAAAUUUAAACAAAGACGAAAAUGUGGAAGAUUACAAAUACACUGUCACAGAUGAGAAGGCCUUCCACGAACUAAUGUUUGUCGUUUUGAAAGAUCUUCCUCAGGUUAUUCAGAAAAUGGCACCAUACAAAAAUUCUAAGGGCUCAAGAACCCUAGCAACCGGUACAAAUGUUUCCAAAAUUUCAUCAAUUGUAAAAUCUCAUUCCGCCUCUCUAUUGGUUCUUUUAGGAGAUAUCAAUAAUACUGAAACAGCUGCUUUAGUCCUUCAUUCCGUGGACCAAUUGCUACCAUACAUAUUAUCAUACAGAAGAAUUUUGAAAGAAUUGAUUAAGAUUGUUGUGGAGGUUUGGGCAACUGCUAGAGAUAUCCAAAUUCAAAUUGCAACUUUUGCCUUUUUACAUAAUUCUUCCAAGGAAUUUAAGAAGUCUAUGUUGGAAUUAGUUUUAAAGACAACAUAUUCCACUUUUAUCAAGAGCUGUCGUAAAACAAACGUGCGUAACAUGCCUUUGAUUAAUUUCCAGAAGAAUUCUGCCGCCGAAUUAUUUGGUAUUGACCAAGUUUUGGGUUAUCAAGUCGGAUUUGAAUAUAUUAGACAAUUGGCAAUCCAUUUGAGAAAUACAAUGAACGCAACAACAAAGAAAACAGGCAAAACAAACCCAGCGGAGGCUUAUAAGAUUGUUUAUAAUUGGCAAUUCUGUCAUUCUUUGGAUUUCUGGUCUCGUGUCUUAUCAUUCUCUUGUAAUCCAGAGAAGGAGCAGGGCCAUGAAUCACCAUUAAGACAGCUAAUUUAUCCUUUAGUGCAAGUUACGCUUGGUGUGACUAGAUUGAUUCCAACCCCACAAUUUUUUCCAUUAAGAUUCUAUUUGAUAAGAUCUCUAAUUAGAUUAUCUCAAAACACGUCAGUUUUUAUCCCAAUCUUCCCACUUCUUUCAGAGAUCUUGACUUCAACUGCAUUUACAAAAACUACUUCUAAGAAAAGAGAAAAUUUGGAGGCUUUUGAUUUUGACCAUAACAUCAAAUGUACGCAAGCAUAUUUAGGGACUAGAGUUUACCAAGAGGGUUUAUCUGAACAAUUUGUUGAUUUAUUAAGUGAGUACUUUGCUCUAUAUUGUAAGAGUGUAGCCUUCCCUGAACUGGUUACACCAGUAAUCAUAUCUUUACGUCGUUAUGUCAAAACGUCCAAGAAUGUGAAAUUUAAUAAACAGUUGACUAAUAUUGUAGAAAAGUUGAACCAAAACAAUACAUACAUCCAAGAAAAAAGGUCAGAUGUGGAAUUUAGUCCAAGUAAUAAUGCUGAGGUCAACAGAUUUUUGAACGAUGUUGCUUGGGAAAAAACUCCAUUAGGUGCAUACGUUGUAAUUCAAAGGGAGAUUAAGGAAGAAAAGGCAAAGAUGUUGAGAGAAAGUUUGGAAGAAGAAGAUAGAGAAAAGGAGGAGCAAGCCGCAAGAGAAGCCGAAGAAUCAGACAAUAUGGAAGACGUUGAUAUGUCCGAUUCUGAGUAG